UACUUAACCUCUUGCAAUAUUUUAUCUAACUCGAUUUUCUUAUCUUAAGGGAAUUCGACACACGCUUACGCUCUCAGAUUGAAAAAUUAACCGCACUUAAAGUAUGCAGUCCAUUUUUUAUUUUGUCUUCCUUUUUGGAUUUGUUCAGGGGCGUGGCACCACGUGCUGCACGGACGGCUGGCUGGCGUUUGAAAGCUCCUGUUACAUGUUUGGGAAAGACGUCGCCGCAUUCACAGUGGCGGAGCAAUAUUGCCGUCAACAUGGUGGCCACCUUAUCCACGUGGACAACAACCAUGAAAACAACUUUAUCAAAGAUCGCUUGAGGGACUUGAAAGCAAGCCACUUCUGGUCAGGUCUCACAGACGAGGACAUUGAAGGAACGUGGGUCUGGUUUGACACGGACACGAACGCCACAUUCGUAGACUUCUACACGGGCUACGGCGGCCACAACAACAUCGCGGACUGCGUCAUCUUCGCCUACAACUUGGACUAUUCCUGGAUCGAUUACGCCUGUAGUUCAGCUGCCGCCAAACCCUUAUGCGAGCGCCCUAGCGAAAGUUGUUCCUGUGAGUCAACGUCCGCCAAUGUCAUUGUAGGUUAACGUUGAAACUUUUCCUGAUUCGACGUGUGCUUGUGAUUUUUAAUUUAAUUUGAUAUCUGUUUCUGUGUCAGACUUCAUAACGGUUAAUAAAGCUAGACAGUU
Molecule: messenger RNA, 703 nt
Organism: Dreissena polymorpha
Lineage: Eukaryota; Metazoa; Mollusca; Bivalvia; Myida; Dreissenidae
Product: perlucin-like protein
Exons: 6
Coding region: 104-601 (165 amino acids)
Biological process (GO): biological process involved in interspecies interaction between organisms
Cellular component (GO): external side of plasma membrane
Molecular function (GO): carbohydrate binding
Source: RefSeq, a predicted model, not a curated record